AUGGAUCCAUACAAGUUUAACAGCUGGAUAAGAAUAUUAAUAGCCUUAUGUUCAACCGGAGCUUAUAUUUUAAUUUCCUUAAUGCUGCCCUUAUUCGUGGCAGUACCUUCUUUCGAUGCAGUGUACGGCAUAUUUUUCGUAGCACCAUACAACGACAAUAAAUACAUAACAUGGUACAAAUUUGAAGAUCAUAUUUGCAAAAAUGGCAAAAGAUAUGAAGACUUAUCUAAAACAAAACACUACGAGAAAAACAUAAGAUCAAAAUUAUGCAAUUCCAUAAACUUUUUGAAGCACUAUUUAUUAAUAGCUUUUAUUGUAGCUUUGAUAAACUUAAUUGUAGUGAAAGGCACACUCAUAUAUGCACAUUUCAGAGAACACCCAGAAACAUCUUCAAUUAAACAUGUAUCUUUUUGCAAUAAAAUAAUGGCAUUAAUUGUGUGCCUCACCCUUACCAACUGCGCCUUGUUUAUAGCCUCAUUUUUCUUCUUUAACUCGGAAAAGGAGUUUGGCAACUCUCAUUAUUUGCAUGCAGGAUUUUACAUUCUGCUUUCCGAUUUUGUCUCUCAUUUUCUAAUUAUCAUUUUUAUAAAAAGGGAUAAGACAAUAUUAAAAUGUGUAUGCGAAUUAGAGCUUUUGCCUUGGGAACAGAAACCCAAAUUGCCAGUUCACAACACACAGUUUAAUGAUACAUUGAUUAGUCCCCACGAGAUAACAAAUUAUCUUCACGUCCUAUUUCAAGACGACAAUUUAAAUGAAGAGAAACUAAAAAACUUUUUUGGCACGAGCAACUAUGAGGAAAUUUAUUAUAUUAUUAUGAACAACAUAAAAGCGAAGAAGGAAAUGAUGAACACUUAUCCAUAA
Plasmodium malariae is the source of this 861-nucleotide messenger RNA. Its product is annotated as conserved Plasmodium protein, unknown function. Bases 1 to 861 code for a protein of 286 amino acids. The transcript is spliced from 7 exons. NCBI's taxonomy places the organism in Eukaryota, Apicomplexa, Aconoidasida, Haemosporida, Plasmodiidae. The record is from RefSeq and is a predicted model, not a curated record.